Messenger RNA from Dovyalis caffra, 1983 nucleotides. Lineage: Eukaryota; Viridiplantae; Streptophyta; Magnoliopsida; Malpighiales; Salicaceae. The record is from the annotation of a GenBank genome assembly.
AUGGAUGCUCCACAAGAAACCAUACAAAUCCUUGACAUUGUUCUCAGAGCAUCUCCAUCAGAAAAGUACAUUACUGUUGGGAGGUCAUUUUACUCGCCCAAUUUGGGUCCAAGAGGCGAGCUUGGUGAUGGAAUAGAAUAUUGGAGAGGUUAUUAUCAAAGUCUUCGGCCAAUCCAAAUGGGACUAUCUUUCAAUAUUGAUGUGUCAGCCAGAUCCUUUUAUGAGCCAAUUUUGGUUACUGAGUUUGUAGCGAAGUACUUUAAUAUUAGAGACUUGUCAGGCCCCCUUUCUGAUCAGGAGCGUAUUAAGGUGAAAAAGGCCUUAAAAGGAAUCAAAGUACAAAUUACAUACAGGGACUGCACAAAAAGCUAUAAGGUUACUGGCAUAUCUCAUCUACCAAUAAACAAAACAAUGUUUACUCUGGAUGCUAAGAACACAAAGGUUUCGGUCCAUCAGUAUUUCCGGGACACAUACAAUAUUGGGUUAAAAUAUACAUCUUUGCCUCCUCUUCAAGCUGGAACUGAUGCAAAACCUAUUUAUUUGCCCAUGGAGAUGGUUAGGCAAAAUGAUUAUGGUAGGAAUGAGCUUGUAAGGAAUGAAUUUGGUAUUCAAGUGAAAGAAGAACUUGCAUUGGUUGAUGCCCGAGUUUUACCCCCUCCCAUGCUUAAAUAUCAUGAUACAGGGCGAGAAGCUAGCGUGGAUCCGCACUUAGGACAAUGGAACAUGAUUAACAAGAAAAUGGUGAAUGGAGGCAGAAUUGAUUCCUGGACCUGUGUGAACUUCUCUACAAGAUUGCAUAGAGAUUUGCCACCUGAAUUUUGUUGGCAAUUAAUGGAAAUGUGCAAAAGCAAAGGAAUGGAAUUCAACCCAGAGCCCAUUGUUCCAAUACGUCCAGCUAAUUCCAGGCAAAUUGAGAAGGCUCUUUAUGACGUUCAUAAGCAAUGGAAAAUCAAACGGAUUUGUGAAACUGAGUUAGGAAUAGUUUCACAAUGCUGUCAGCCCCAGCAGGCAAGGAAGCUUAGCAAACAAUACCUAGAAAAUGUUGCUCUCAAAAUUAAUGUGAAGGCUGGGGGACGGAACACUGUAUUGAAUGAUGCUUUUCAUAGAAGAAUUCCUCUUGUUACUGAUCUUCCUACUAUUAUUUUUGGCGCUGAUGUAACCCAUCCACAACCGGGAGAAGACUCUAGCCCAUCUAUUGCAGCAGUAGUGGCUUCUAUGGACUGGCCAGAGGUAACAAAGUAUAGAGGACUUGUCUCUGCACAGGCCCAUCGUCAAGAAAUUAUAGAGGAUCUUUACAAAAAAUAUCAGGAUCCAAAAAAGGGUUUAGUUCACAGUGGAAUGAUCAGGGAAUUGUUUAUUGCAUUCAGGAGAUCAACUGGCCAAAAACCUUACAGAAUUAUAUUCUACAGAGAUGGUGUCAGUGAAGGUCAAUUCAGCCAAGUUUUGCUACAUGAAAUGCAGGCAAUACGAGAGGCAUGUAGCACUUUAGAAGAAGGAUAUUGUCCUCGAGUUACCUUUGUUGUAGUGCAGAAAAGGCAUCAUACACGGUUUUUUCCUGCUGACCAUAACAGGCGUGAUCAGACUGACAGGAGUGGCAAUAUCCUACCAGGUACAGUUGUUGAUACUAAAAUUUGCCAUCCAACAGAAUUCGACUUCUACCUCAACAGUCAUGCUGGAAUUCAGCUCUUGGGAACCAGCAGACCUACACACUAUCAUGUGUUGUUUGAUGAAAACAACUUCACUGCUGAUGGUUUACAAACCCUCACCAACAAUUUGUGCUACACAUAUGCAAGAUGCACUCGGUCUGUGUCCAUAGUGCCUCCGGCGUAUUAUGCACAUUUGGCUGCUUUUAGGGCUCGAUACUACAUUGAAGAUGAAAUGUCAGAUGGCGAUUCUACUUCUGGUGGGACUGGGAGGACUGCUGAGUUCCGUCCUCUUCCGGUUAUCAAAGAUAACGUCAAGGAUGUUAUGUUUUACUGUUGA